Messenger RNA from Planococcus citri (citrus mealybug), 5897 nucleotides. Its product is annotated as zinc finger SWIM domain-containing protein 8 homolog. Gene Ontology annotation, molecular function: zinc ion binding. The record is from RefSeq and is a predicted model, not a curated record. NCBI's taxonomy places the organism in Eukaryota, Metazoa, Arthropoda, Insecta, Hemiptera, Pseudococcidae. Bases 157 to 5529 code for a protein of 1790 amino acids. The transcript is spliced from 24 exons. Gene Ontology annotation, cellular component: Cul2-RING ubiquitin ligase complex.
UUUUAUUUAUCAAACUCUUUCUUCGCCAAUCACCAAAAAUGAAAAUGGAUUCGAAAGUAAUCCUUUUUACACCCUUUCGCGGUGGUAAAAUUAAUCACGAUGCCUCUUUUGCGUUAAUUUCGGCCUAAUAUUCGAUCCUUUGCGCUUUGUUCGAUUAUGGAUAAUCUGAGUCCUACUAAUUUCAGCCGGUUAAUGGAUAAUCGAUCACUGCAAAGGAAUCGUUCUAGUGAAGAAAUGGACCCCGAAGAAUCUUUGAAUUCGGAAGAAGAAACGGCGUUUGAAAAAUGGAACCCGGACGUCGAAACGGUAAAUAUAAAUUGGAAAGGAUGGAAACGCUCAGAGCAUCCAAAGUUACGUCGUGGAUUCCGUUGCAUCGAGUUCAAAAGAAGCGGAAGUGUUCUUAGAUUAAGCGAACUAGCUGCUAGAUGUGUAGCUAUGCAUAUACCAUUUGAAAUGGUGGAAAAAUUCCAACCUCCAGUUCCUGAAGAGUUGCAACAAAGGAUUACUUUUUGGAGUUUCCCCGAGUGGGAUGAUGAUAUUUGUUUGUAUACUUGUUUAGCUAAUUCUAACGAUGACGAGUUCCUUCGAGGAGAGAUAUUAUUCGAGAAUGAGAAUGUCUUCGAUGUCAUUCAAAUUGGUUUUCAUUUGAAUGCUACAGUACGAAUAAGUACUGGUGAUAAGUUCAGUGUAUCGAUUAGCUUCGAUCGUCGUCGCAUCACAUCUUGUAUUUGUACCUGUAAAGCAGUUCCUCUAUGGUGUUGUCAUAUUGUAGCUGUUUGUUUACUACGUAUUUACAAUCCAGAAAAGGUACAAUUGCGACCUCCAAUUAGUGAAAGUUUAACGCAACUGAAUCGCGAUCAGCUGCAAAAGUUUUCUCAGUAUUUAGUCAGUAGUUUACCCGAGCAAUAUUUACAAACUGCCCAACGUUUAUUGGACGAUCUGAACUCUGGCCAACCACUGCCAAUUAAUACCGUGAGCGGAGCUCCAGAUACGACAGCUGGUGCUUCUGUUUUCGAGCAUGCUAUGUGGUGCUUGGAUGACCAUCAGCUGCACUUGAAUGUUAAAAAACAAAUUAAUAGAUUUGGCAAUGUUCCUCCGAUGGUAUUCAGUGAUGUAAAUAUGUUAACAAAUAACAUUCCUGCGAUCAUAAACGAGUAUAAUAGUAUGUUACGUCCUAUGAAAAUUGGAGAACCGGAUUCGAUAUGGAAUUUAUUAUCGAUCGUUCGAGAUAUGUUUUGUAAAAAUGACCGGAAUGCGCUUCCGUUACUGGAAAUCAUCACAGAUGAGAUGGCCAAUUGCGUUCAAGUGGUUUUGUGGUGGUUUGCUAACAAAUCAGGAUUGAACGGGGAUUGCGGUUAUCAAAUAAAAUAUUAUUACAACGGUAACAGUAAUUCGUAUAUUUAUCAAGCUUCUGCGGCUCGUUUAUGCGAUGAAAUCGUAUCUCUUUGGAGACUGGCAGCUUUGAAUCCUGCGAUAUCUCCUAAGGAACGUGCUUCAUUGUGUUGGAAAUUCAAAGACUGGCAUUUCAAGAUAAUCGAUUUGAUUUGGAAUAACUGGAAGCAUACACCGUCGGCUUUCGACUUGCAUAAUUUUCCUGGAUUCAAACCUUGUGUGGAAGCUUGCAAAUUAACAUGGGUUAAUUUCCCUCUGCCAGGUAUCACUUAUCGUAUCGGAUGUGGUACCAAGAAAGGCAAUCUGUGGAUGUACGAAUCGCACCCAUUCACUUUUGGUAUAGAUAUCAAAUACUUGAAGUAUAUCAAAUAUCCUACGGAAUCGUUACUUAAUGCUCUGCAAUCUUGUUUCAUUCAUGUUGAACGGAUUCGCAAUGUCGUCUCUAAAAUCAUCAGCAAAUCUCCAGUUCCUAGUGACUUACCUGAUGGCAGAACCAUCAAGUAUUUAAAAGAACAUUUCUCUUCUACGAGAGACGAAGUUCAUCAUUUUGUAACUCAUUUAAUUACCAUGGCUGAUACUUGGGUCAAUGACGAGACAGACGACGGAGAAAGUUACUCGAAUAUGAAUUCAUUAGACCAAUCGGCAUCGUCGAACUCGGAAAAACAUCUUUACUCUUUAAAAUAUGGCGGCGAAAUACCAAGUUCAGCAAACUCUUCCAAUAUAUCUCCUCACACGAAGGAGAAAAUUACCCACGAACGUAAUGUGAACUAUUAUAUACGUCGUAAAAUGGCAAACAGUUCGAUCUGUGCAGCGAACCUGAUUGAUGACAGCAAUCAGAACUACGAUACCUUCAACAUUGACGACUGUUUACCCAGUGCACAGCUCGAAUGGGAAGUUUACGAUACUUUGAUGGAAGAAUACAGCUUGGAAUACGGUUCCAGUCACAAUCAAAGAAAUAUUCCGGCAUUUUUCGACACCAGACAUCUUCCAGCACAUACUAUCGGACCUCAUAAUGCGAUUUUCGAGUCGUUUUCCGAGAUGGAUAAUGUUAUGCAGAGUUUAAUCGCCAGAGCUGAAGGAUUGUGGGCUUUUGGGCAUGUCAAGGAAGCGUGCUAUAUUGCUCGGCUUAUUGCCGAAGAUAUCAUAAGUGAUCCGCCAGAUCAGAAGGUUAUGUGUAGCGGAGCUUUUGUCAAACCAAAACGUAGACGAGGUCAAGCGGUCAUCAAUCCUGUAGCUCAUAGGCUCACUUUUAUGGCUGUUGAAAAAAUGGAAUUGUAUAGAUUUUUAUUGAAUUUACUAUCGAGUUGUCCGGAGCAUUACGAUAUCGCCUUCAGAAUCGGAUUACUCGGAUUAGAACUACCUCGAGCUCCUGCUUCCAUUAAACCCUUAGAGGUGAAACUGUUUCAUUUGGAGAACGAUAUCGCUGAUAUCCUUAGAAAAAUCCCACUAACGGAAGAACAAUUCAAAAUAUUACGAGUUCGAUUGGAGAAAUUAAAAGCUGGAACGUAUAAAGCUCGCGGUCAUAAACUGCUGCCGAAUGCGCUGACUAGUUAUAUUUUGGAUGUUACUAUGAUCAAUGGACCCGAUGGCAAAAGCAAAAGUUUAUCGAAAGAGAUCAGCGAAUCGUUAUGUUUUGAAGCUGCUCUUGUGUCGUUGAGUUUGAAACCUGACGUUUGCGAGUAUGAACAUUCGUUGCUGAUCGAAGGAUUGAGACGACAGAGAUGUGAUUUAGCUUUAAGAAUGCUAGAUUUGUACAAAGACGAGCCGAAGAAAGUAUUCAAAAUUAUGGACGUAAUCAUUGAUCAAGAAAUCGAUCCAAACAUGAAGAAACCAUUACACUUGUGGUAUUAUCAGGAUAAAAUCAAACAAGAGGAACAUCUGAAAGUGAUCACUGAAAAACAAACUCGCAAACGCAAGCCAUCUAAAGUUCACGUCCUUCAAGAUGUCCGGCCAUAUCACAAACAACCCCAUUUUGCAGUAGCUUCUUCAGCCGCUCAACCCGCCAAACCUUCAGCAUCAGCUCACCGUCGUACCAGCGGUGUCCUCCCACCUCCUCAAGUUGCUCUAGUUCCUGGUGUGCCUCCAGCUGUGACCGGUCCACCAAACCAGAUGAAUGUUCAUCCAUUCGGUGGUAUUAUGCCAGGUGGGCAUAACGUCAGAACAAUGCCAUCUCCUUCAACUUUACCUUUCGGCGGUAUGCCAGUUAGGCCAAUUAGGCCGGCUCCAACUGAAAUGCCUAUGGGUCCCGGAUCGAAUGUGCCCCCUUUACGAAUGCCCCAAAUGAUGCAACCUACUGGCAUUCCUCCGCCGUAUGGUGUGAUGCAGCCCCAAUCUCAGCACUCUAUCAACGGUAUGUUUCCUGCACCGGUGCAGGUACCUGGAGGACCUCCACUUCCUCCUCAAGGAUCGUACGUUGUUAAAGGAAGCGGAGGUAGACUUGUGCAACAUAAUAUGAAAAAUAGCAGCUCCAGACCAGCGUUGAUCACUUCGAAGUCUAAUAAGAAUAAAUGCGGAAAAACUGGCUGCAAACGACCGGUCAGCAUUGUGUAUAGGAAUCGUUCAACCGAAGCAUUAGCUCAUUCUGUGACCGAACUCGCAAAAAGCGUAUUGUUCCGCAGUGGUGGUCAUCUCGCCUCUUCUGUGUUUGUUCGAGAAUCCGAAAGUGGCAACGUAAAAACACCCAAUCACGUGCUGCACAUGUGCGCUCUGCAGUUAGCCAUGUACGGAUUGGGUAUCUCUAAUAACGCUUCGUCUUCGUGGGAAUCCCGAUCCUACUCUCCGCACGUUGCCAUGCUCACGAGUUUAGCAAUAGAUAUCGGAGCUCCGGCCAUAAUGUUUAUCAUAGAGAACUGGCCCGGUCAUUUGACACCCUCCGAAGCUAACAGCUUAGCUGAUCGAGGAUCCAGAUCAGAUAAUCCUGUGGUGGUGAACUUGGCUGCAAAAUUAGCUCUCAGUUGUUUAUCUCACGCUGAUAAAUUGAACUCGCACGAAAUAAUUCAAGCUAUUAAUCAGUGCCAGACUUUGGGACCCGAAAUGCAAGAAAAAGCUUGUUGCGAGGUCGAACAUGUCGCCAAGACGCACAGUCUUCAAGCAGACGUGCUAUUUUACAUAUCAAAAUUAUGGUAUAACGUUUAUGUCAAGGAUGAACCGGAAGAGCUGGAAGAUAACGAUAACGCCAAAGCAGCUGCUGCAAAUCCGUCCAAAUGUCCUUUACCCUCGGUAUCCUAUUUAACAGUGAACUGUUCAAUUUCGGCUCUAUCUGGCCAGUCGAAAUCCCCCGCUAAUUUAAUGAAAAGAACGCAUUAUUUAUUGACAUCGUAUCGUUUAUCGAUGAUGGCUUUCCAAAACCUGGUGAACGAAAUUAACGAAGAGAAAGCCCACUAUAGAUUCCACUGCCUACCAAAUUAUACCGCUGAUAUCAAUAGAACGAUGCAAAUAGCUAAAUUAUUAGGUGAUAAAUGGGUACACCAUUUUUGUAUAGUAGUUGAAAAUACUCUAGUCAAUCCAUUUUUAUUGUACGAAGUGGCCUGCGGUGCGGCUGUCUACUUCGCUCGUUGUAAUCCUUCCAUGUUACAUUACUAUAUUUGUACGGUAGCUGGAAACCUGAUUAGUAAAUGUGAAACAAUGUUUUUCCAGUAUUUGCAUAAUAAAUUAUAUAAUAUGGCGCAGUACGAAGAAGACGAAUUUAUCAAUAUGGCCCAGUUGGCUCACAAAGCGUUUUCCGUAUCCGCGGAUGGACCUUACAGAUUCCAAGAAUGGUUGCAGUCUUUGAGAAGCGCUAAUGUUCCUAUUAGAGAUCUAUACGCAAAAAUAACCACAGCUAUCGAACAAGAAGAAAGUACCAAUAAAACCAGUACCCACGAAAACGACGUAGUCAGCAAAGAAAACAUCGUACUGAGCAAUAGCAACGAUAUCAAUAACGAUAACGACGACGAUGACGAUGACGACGAAGACGACGACGACGACGAUGAUGAAGAUGACGACGAAGACGAUAUAGACGACGAUGUCGAUAACGAAGACGAAGACGACGACGAUAACGAAGACGGUAACAUGAAUCAUAAUGAUAUCGAUACCAGCAGCAGUAACAUCAAUAACGAUGACGAAGGAGGCGAAUACAGCGAUAAUUUCGUCAUGUGAGGAAGAUGAUGCUUUAGGAUUGUGUGAAGUACUCGAGUUAGUCUCGUCUCUUGUCAGCAUCACAUUUUCGGUAGCUGUGGCAGGUUAGUCGGAUCUGUUCCUGCUGUCUUCGGAGUAUUUAUUUUGUAUUAAUUUUAGUAUUUAUUUAUGGAGCAAGCUCCUGUUUUCGGUUGUAAGCUCGAUCCAAAUUACGAUUUCCACUUUUAGUUGAUUUAUGUUUUUAAUCUUCGAACGUUGUUUUACGUAUUUAUUUUUUUUUUUCAUGUAGAAAAAUAUUUAUUUAUUCGUCUUAUCGACUUUUUUUUUCAUUUUACUCUUUCUCUCUAUCUCACUUUUGUAUUAAAUGUUUUCAUUUUUUGUUGUUUUCA